CUUUCUUUCUUCGUCACCGCCUUCUCUCUGAAACCAGUCUUCUCCAUUUCUCUUUCUUCCUCGACCUCUCUCUUCCCUGUGGAUUUCUAGGGUUUUUCGCGCUGAAAUCUCUGUUAAUUUUGAGGUUUAAUUUGAUGGCUGUUUGAGCUUUAUUUAUCUGGAAUUGGAUGAAAGAAAAGGGGGUAAACUAAAAGUUGUUACUGUAGAGGAGGAAAGCAACAAUCUUGGACAUUAGGGGAAAAGUGAGCUGUUGGAAAUAAUGGGGAAAGUGACUCUAAAGGAGAGGCGAUCGAAAAGUUCUAAACAGAAAAGGAGAUUGAAGAGUUCAAAUAAGUACCUGAAACCGAGUGCUCUUGCUCAGCCUUGGUAUGGUAAGGUGGCAGCAGCGGCGGCUGCGAAGUUGUGUACUGAUCUUGGGAAGAAAAGGGUGGCCGUAUUAGGAGGAAAGAAGGCAGAGGAAAACGAUGAUGUUCUGUCUGACAGUAAAGCUAUUGACAAAAGCCCUAUGAUGUUGUCACCGGUGAAUUUGUGUAAACAAAAUGGUUUGGUGAGAACACCAAAGACACCUCGAUUUGAUGACUUUGAAUCGGAGUCACGGCUUGAGUCUCUUCCUAUGGAUUUACUGGUGAAAAUACUUUGUCACUUGCACCAUGACCAGCUGAGGGCUGUUUUUCAUGUUUCUCAGAAAAUACGAAAGGCUGUUUGCAUUGCAAGGCAAUUUCACUUUAAUUACACAACCCCAGAUCGCUCAAGACAGGAGAUGUUGAGAAUAAUGACACCACAGCCAACUGAGCACUGGCCGUUUGUGAGAAAGGGUGAUGGGGAUGGUAUUUUCAUUUCUAGCCCACAUACUCCUAAAGCUCCAAGGCAUGGUCCAAGGCCGCCUUCUCGUCUUAAAGCCACUGAGUUGCGGCAAGUUUCUGCUAAACUAUUUCAAGAUCCUGCAUUCCAAUCUAGGUGUAUGGUUCCUUCUGUUCUCUCAAAGCCCUUAUGCAAAUCUGUUGCUUCCAAUCGGGUGCUAUUCUAUGAGGAUGAGUUGUGCCAGGCUGUUGCUCAGAAUAAGCUUCUCUGAUUUCGUUUAUAAUUGUCCAUCCCAUUCCUCAUGUCCCUGUCUAUAGUCCGUUUCUCAAGAAUCUCAUCCAUAUAGGUAUUGUAGGUAGAUAGGCAGUAUGCAAUUUUGUAGCUUUGCUGUGGCAAUGUCAUAUGAUAUGGAAUUUUAUAUGAAUCCUAUCUGCAUUAGGGAUUCAAAGAUAAUGAUGGUCGCUUAGCAAUAGUAGUAUAUCUGGAACUGGUUACUUGUAUAUCUUCCAUAUAUGUUUGAAUGAAUUGUGGUUUGCUUU
Messenger RNA from Rubroshorea leprosula, 1340 nucleotides. NCBI's taxonomy places the organism in Eukaryota, Viridiplantae, Streptophyta, Magnoliopsida, Malvales, Dipterocarpaceae. The record is from the annotation of a GenBank genome assembly.